Danio aesculapii is the source of this 4425-nucleotide messenger RNA. Its product is annotated as calponin homology domain-containing protein DDB_G0272472-like. The record is from RefSeq and is a predicted model, not a curated record. NCBI's taxonomy places the organism in Eukaryota, Metazoa, Chordata, Actinopteri, Cypriniformes, Danionidae. Gene Ontology annotation, molecular function: GTP binding. The transcript has 6 exons. The coding region runs from base 1 to 3624 and encodes 1207 amino acids.
AUGGUAAACGUAGUCGACGGAAUAUACCGCAUGUUUGAAAUGAUUGCUGAACACUCCGGCACUCCCAGAAGGAGAUGGAGCAUUGAUGUACCUCCUUUUUAUGCGCUAUCUCUGAGGAUUCUUCUUCUGGGUAAAAGCGUGUCAGAAAACAGCCGUGUGGGAAACUUGAUCUUGGGUCGAUCAGCGUUUGACAGUGAAGCUCCUCCAGAUGUUGUGGAGAGAGUCGGAGGAAGACUGAUAGACAGACACGUGACGCUCAUCAACAGUCCUCAGCUGCUCCACACACACCUCUCAGAUGAUCAGAUCACACAGCCGGUCAGAGAGUGUGUGAGUCUGUCUGAUCCAGGACCUCAUGUCUUCUUGAUUAUACUGCAGUUCAAAGACUUCACCAGUGAGGACAGAUACAGAGUGAAAAGUGUCCUGAAGGAGUUCAGUGAAGAGGCCAUCAAACACACCAUAGUGCUCACGACUGAUGAAAAAUCAUAUGGAUCAAUGAUUACUACUUUGGUCAAGAAUAAUGCAGUGAAUUUGUUGAUAAAGGAGUGUGGAGGAGGACAUCUGCAGCUGGAUGAAAGAAAACCAGAAUGGCAUUCUGACCUACCGAAGAGGUUUGAGAAGAUUCUGAAGGGAAAUAAGCAACACUAUCUCACUUGUAAGAGGUAUAAAGAUGUUAAAGGAACAUCAUUUGAUGAAGAGGAGACCAGAUCUGAGGAAGAAAAGGACCAGAGUGACAACAAUUAUGGAGAUCUUAAAGAGAAAUUCAAUGAAGAGUCGGCAGAUGCAUCUGGACAACAGAAGCUAAAUCUGGUUCUGUGUGGAAGUAAUGCAACACAUAAAGUCUCAGUGUCAAAGCUUCUCAGUCAUUUCAGUCAGACAGAAAGCAGUGGAGUGAGUGUGAAGAAACAGAAGAUUCAUGGUCGUCAGAUCAGUCUUGUGAAUCUUCCAGCUCUCGGUCAGCUCUCAAAGGAGGAAGUGAUGCGUCAGACUCUCCGCUCUGUGUCUCUCUGUGAUCCUGGAGUUCAUGCUUUCCUCCUCAUUAUUCCUGUUGGACCACUGACGGUUGAAGAUAAAGCUGAAAUAGAGAAGAUCCUGAAGAUAUUUGACUCUAGAGAUCACUUCAUUCUGCUCUUCACAACAGAGCUCACUGAUGAUGGAUUUGCAGCAGAUUUUGUCAACAUUUAUUCAGAUUGUCAGAAGUUGAUCAGUCGAUGUGGAAGUCAGUACAGAAUGAUUGGGUUAAAGAAACCUGAAGACUCUAGACAGAUCCCAGAACUGCUGGAGUAUAUAGAGAAGAAGAAGACUGAACAGUAUUCACCUGAGAUGUUUGUGAAAGCCCAAGAGAACAGAAUCAGGCGAGAGUUGGAGGAACAAUAUAAGAAAGAAAUGAGUGAAAUGAAGAGUAAAAUCAAAGAGUUGGAGGACAAGAUUCAGUCAGAGAUCGCUGAAUGUUUAGAAGAUCUGCAGUCUUUGAGGAUUGUGCUGAUUGGGAGAACAGGAAGUGGAAAGAGCGCAACCGGAAAUACUAUUCUGGGAAGAAAAGAGUUUGUGAGUAAAGCAAAAUCAGAUUCAGUGACGACUGUCUGUGAGAAAGGAGUUGGAGAAGUUGAUGGUCGAUCCGUAGCUGUUGUUGAUACUCCAGGGCUCUUCGACACGGCACUAACAAAUGAUCAAGUGGUGGAAGAAAUAGUGAAGUGUGUUUCUCUGUCAGCUCCUGGACCUCAUGUGUUUGUCAUUGUGUUGAGUUUGGGAAGAAUAACUAAAGAGGAGACAGAAACUAUAGAUCUGAUUAAGAGGAUAUUUGGUCUAAAAUCUGCUCAGUUCAGCAUUGUACUGUUCACCAGAGGAGAUGAUCUUGAAGAUCAAUCUAUAGAGGAUUAUGUGAGGGAAAGUAACUCUGCAGAACUGCAGAAACUGAUCAGAGAUUGUGGAAACAGAUUCCUGGCUUUCAAUAACAGAGAAAAGCAAGACAAAGCUCAAGUCAUUAAGCUGUUAAAGAUGAUAGAAGAGGUGAAGAGUAAUAAUCAGAGUGGAUACUUCACAAACAGCAUGUUUGAGGAGGCAGAGAUGUCCAUUAAGAAGAAGAUGGAGGAAAUCAUGAAAGAGAGAGAAAGAGAGAUUCAGAAACAGAAAGAGGAGUUACAAGACAAAUAUGAGAUGGAGAUGGAGAACAUGAUGAAGAGACUGGAGGAAGAGAAACAAAGAGCAGAAGAAGAGAGAAGGAAAAUGGAGAAUCAACUGAAGCUGAAAGUGGAAAAACUCAUGAAAGAGUUUGAAGAGAAGGAGAAAACAGAUCAGAAGAAAAGAGAGACUGAAAACCAGAAACGAUUAGAAGAGGAAAAACAGCAGAGAGCUGAAUAUGAUCAGAGAAUAGAAGAAAUGAUGAGAGAGAUUGACGAUCAGAGAUCACAGUAUGAACAACAGCAGAAAGAAAGAGAAGAAGAAGACAGAAAGAGAGAAGAGAAAUACAGACAAGACCAAGAAAAGAUGAGAAACGAUAAUGAAAUAGCAAUGGCAGAAUUAAAGAAGAAUCAGGAUGAAGAAAUAAAAAUGAGGGAUUUAGAGGAAAGAAAGAGGAUUAAACAAGAAGAGAAAGAAAGAAAAGAAUGGGAAAGAAGAAUAAAAGAGGCUGACAAUGAAAGAAAAGAGACUCAAGAGCAAAUUAAACAACGGCAGAGAGAAUGGGAGGAUGAGAAGAAACGAAGGUUGAGAGAACGAAAGAAAGAAGAAAAAAUAAGAAAAGAGAAACACGAGGAACAACUGAGAGAAAAACAAGAAGAGCUGGAGAAAAUGAGGAAGAGAUUUGAAAGAGAAAGAGAAGAAGAGCGACAGAAGAUGAAACAGGAGAGGCAGAAACACAGAAGAGAAAGAGAAGACAAGGAGAGAGAAUAUGAGGAAAAGAGACAGGAGACAAUGAGACAUUAUGAGGAGCUGGAGAGAGAGAGGAAAGAGGAGUGGGAAAGAAGAAAACAAGAAGAUGAAGAGAGACGAGAAGAAGAGAGAAAGAGAUGGGAGAACAUGAAAGAAGAUCUGAAACGAGAGCAAGAAGAGGAGAUCAGGAGAAGAGAAACAGAAGAGAAAGAGAGACAAAAGAGAGAAGAGGAAGAGAGAGAUGAAAUGAAACAGAAACAUGAAGAGGAAAUAAAACAAAUAAAGAAGAAACAUGAAGAGGAAGCCAGAAAACAAGCAGAAGAGCUGAAUGAUUCCAACGAGGGAAAAGAGCAGCUCCAACAGAAGCUGAAUGAUCAUCAGAAAGAAAAUGAACUGUUGAAAACUCUCCAUCAACAGCUGAGCGAACAGAAAGAAAAGGAAAUCAAAGAGUUGGAGAAAGAAGUGAAAAAGUUUGUUCAAAGCAUGCAAUUCCAGAAAGAAAAAGAAAUAAAUGAGUUUAAAAAACAAGCUGAAGCGCUCAAUGACCUCCUGAAAGACCAGAAAGGAGAGAAAAUAGAAGCUCUGCAAAAAGAAGUCAAAAUGUUCAGUGAAGACCUGCAAAACCAAAAAGGAGACAAAAUUAAAAAAAUACGAGAUGAAGCUGAUAAACUCUGUCAAAGCCUGAUAAAGAAGAAAGAGGAGCAUUUAAAGAAUCUCCAAGAAGAAGCUGACAAGAAAAAAUGUGUCUUAAUGUGAUUUGGUUGUUUACCGUUUAUUUCCUUCACUUUCGUCAAUUGCUGAAGUUUGCUCCUCCACUGUCGCCACUGGCUUGCAUGGUUCGGGAUCUGUAGAGCAUCGAUGGACUACUCCAGUGAAUAUUAAACCACACUGUAAAAGUGCUAUAGAAAUAACGAUGAAUUUAGUGAAAUACUGUUUGAUUAGGAUUGUGUUGUACUCUUAAAAAAAGCAAAACUCACUUUUUUCCCUAACAGUAGAUACCAAACAGAUUCUAAAGACGCUAUUAAUAGAUUUUUGCUAACAUUUUAUUUCUGAUUAAAUAAAAUAUAGUAUGGUGGUUGAUUUAUUUUAUUUAUUUAUUUUUUUAGACAAGAUAUUGAUCCAUUUAACUCGUGCAUGUUGUUCUUUGACAUUAAAGGGCACCUAGGUUACCCCUUUUUCCAGAUUUAAUAUAAGUCUUUUGUGUCUCCAGAAUGUGCCUGUAAAGUUUCAGCUCAAAACACCCAUCAGAUAUUUAUAAGACUAUUCUGAAAUUUGCCAUUGUUAGCUUUGAACAUCUGUUAGCUGUUUUUGUAAACUGUGUUUUUAAUGCUGGUUCUCCCCAGAACAGUAGAUCUCACAUAACGUCUCUGAGAAAUACUACAGUAAGAACUUUCCUAGUGAUUAUUUGAUGCAUUUGUUGUGGAGUUGCAAUGAUAAGUCACACACAAUGUCAUUACAAAGUUCACGCACACACACACAGAGGACACACACACAGAAAAUGCCCACGUUUAGCUUUGCACUGUUUUGCACUGCAAAUGUGACCGGAUACCGGUUAAU